AUGUUUCUAAAUCCACCACUGGCGGUGGCGGAUCGGGCGGUGACGACAAAUCGGUCGGCGGCGGAUCAGGUGACGGCGGACCGACAACGGUUCAGGGAAAUAGCUGGAAGGAAUGAUCAUGCUAUUACUGAUGCUCUUCAGGCUAUGGCUCAAGUGAUGGGUCAGGCAAAACAGGCUUUGCAGGCUCAACAGAACAAUCAGGCUGAAGAUGGUGAGGGUCACAGAAUCCAGAGGAAUAAUCCACCAACCUUCAAAGGGAGGUAUGAUCCAGAGGGUGCCCAUGCUUGGUUACAGGAGAUUGAGAAUAUAUUUAGAGUUAUGCCUUGUCUUGAUGCUCAACAGGUUCUCUAUGGGACUCAUAUGAUAUUUGAGGAAGCAAAGUACUUAUGGGAUAAUGCACGCCAAAGAUUCCAGGAUUCAGGUACAGUGGUAACUUGGGUUGUAUUCAAAGAAGCAUUCCUGGAGAAAUACUUUCCUGCAGAUGUCCGCAACAAGAAGGAAAUUGAGUUUCUGAAUCUAAGUCAGGGGAAUAUGUCAGUGGCGGACUAUGCUGCAAAAUUUGAAGAACUGGUCAGAUUUUGUACACACUACAAUGUUGUCGAUGCUGAAGAAUCCAAAUGCAUAAAGUUUGAGAGUGGAGGGAGGUGA
Molecule: messenger RNA, 648 nt
Organism: Lathyrus oleraceus (garden pea)
Lineage: Eukaryota; Viridiplantae; Streptophyta; Magnoliopsida; Fabales; Fabaceae
Exons: 2
Coding region: 1-648 (215 amino acids)
Source: RefSeq, a predicted model, not a curated record